GCUUCCUGUGUUUCUCUUCCCAGCAUCCUCCAUUCCAUCCUUCCUGUGUGGAUCUUGGCUAAAGUGUGGGAUUCCUAUAGGAGUUUGUGUUUGUCUCCCAGGGGAGAGGGUGUAAAUCAGCUGAGCAGGGACAUCACGUGCCAUCACUGGGGCCCCUAUAGAGAGCACAGGGCCACAUGAACUACUCCCACCAGAUGCAGCCAAUGGAAAGGAGCAGGAGGGCUGGGACAGGAGCCAAUCAGAGCAGAAUGGAAGCCAGUGAGGACUAUGUGUGUCAGUUAGCGGAUGAGUUGGCAUUGCGCAUCCUCUGGUACCUUGAUGGCAAGGAGAUCCUGCAGGUGGCACAGACUUGCCAGCGCUGGAGACAGUUGGCUGAGGAUGAAGGUCUGUGGCAGGGAAAGUGCAAGGCUCGUGGCAUUGAGGAGCCGCUGUACAUAAGCUCAGCUACAGGCUCUACAUCUCCAUGGAAAAGCACUUACAUCCGUCAGCUCAGGAUCCAUAACAACUGGUGCCUGGGAAGAUACAGAAAAAUCACCCUGGAACUAAGUAAAGAGGAUCCCACCUUCCUGUGCUUGGAAUAUGAUGGGAAGCAGUUGGUCGGUACGACCCAUUACGAUAUUAUAAAGAUCUGGUCGGCAGUUACAGGCAAAUGCCUAAAGACCCUGGUUGGUCACAGGGCUGAGGUUUGUGAUAUUCAAAUGAGAGGAGACAUCAUCGUUAGCGGCUCUGACGAUCUGACACUGAAAGUGUGGAAUGUGGAGAGUGGCGAAUGUAUCCGGACACUGCGCGGCCAUAGAGACAGUGUGAGUUGUUUGCAUCUCCAUGAGCAACAGGCAGUGAGUGGUUCUUGCGAUUACACCAUCCGCGUUUGGAAUAUUGAGACUGGGCGGUGCUUACACAUCCUGACGGGUCACAGCUCUCGCAUCAUAUGGGUCUGUUAUGAUGGCCGACGGGUGGCCAGUGAAGACAUGGGUGCUCGAGUGAAAAUCUGGAAUCCGGAGACAGAAACCUGUUUGCACAGCUAUAACAUGCACAAUAUCAACCCCCCCUAUGUGCAGUUUGAUGGGACCCAUGUAGUUAGCCAGUGCAAGGAUAAGUCCGUCCUCAUUUGGGACGUGGAAACCGGGAAAUGUAUCUUUGCAAUAGCUGAAAACAAGACCUACUCCGGCGUCAUGGCGAUGAAGAACAACAUUCUCAUCUUAGGAACCGACGGACACACUGCCGAAAUCUGGGACGUUAAAACCAGGCAGCGCUUGAAUGUAUUGCAGGGUUCCCAAGGGAUCGACGUCCGAGAUGAAAGCCUUGAAAUGCACCGGGACUUUGUUAUAUCCAGGACCCCCGAGGGGAACCUUUCACUGUGGAACUGGAGAACAGGGGAAUUUCUACACAAUCUGUUUGUAUCCGAUGCAAAAGAAACUCGCGCCUUUAAUUUCCGAAUCUCCGAUACAAAAUGUGUCUACGGAGUUGCCGAGAAACAGAGACACAUCCCCUGGCCGAGCAAAGUGGAGGUUCUGGACUUUGAUGUAGAGUAAAGAAACAAUACGUGAAGUGUUGUAAGCUGGGUGCUCCCCUUUAUUCCCCCCCAGCAAGUUUUAUGUUGAACGUUGAUGUCAAAAUGAACCUGUUUGUUGAAUGGGACAAGAGCAAAUAAAUCCCUUAAGGCCGGGGAUGGAGAAUUUUGCUCAAUUCAGAAGUUCUUGUUGUGUCCAGACAACUGGAGAUUUAGUGCCUUCACGUUUCACGUUCCCAGACCUCCAGUUCCUUCUUGUUUGUCACACGAUUUUCAUAUCUUCUUCCCCUACCAACCAGUACUUCCAAUCAGAUCUUUGUAUGAAGCUUUGUCUGGCUGAAGAAUUUGUUCAUUAAAGGUUUUGCAUGAAUAUCA
This is a messenger RNA of Xenopus laevis (African clawed frog), 1885 nucleotides long. RefSeq lists its product as uncharacterized. The record is from RefSeq and is marked predicted. NCBI's taxonomy places the organism in Eukaryota, Metazoa, Chordata, Amphibia, Anura, Pipidae.